AUGGUCUACUACUUCACCUCCAAGGCGGUCGACCCGGCCGCUUUCAUUUACGUCGGCAAGGACAAGUUUGAGAAUGAGGAGUUGAUCAAGUACGGCUGGGAGGAAGACGUCUGGGUACGCAAAUUCCACGUAGACAAACUCUCCUCAGCCCACAUCUACCUCCGCCUCCCAGACCCAAAGGAUCCCUCCACGACAACGCCCAUGACAUGGGACGCCAUCCCCGAACCCCUCCUCACCGAUCUCGCCCAGCUCACAAAGGCAAACUCCAUCGAGGGCAACAAAAAGGAUAACAUCACAAUCAUCUACACCCCCUGGUCCAACCUAAAAAAGGACGGCAGCAUGGCCGUCGGCCAAGUCUCCUUCAAGGACCCGCGUAAAGUAAAAAAGGUGCUCGUCGCGCAGCGCGAAAACCCCAUCGUGAACAGGCUCAACAAGACCAAGGUCGAGAAGAAGCCUGAUCUGCAGCAGGAGAGGGAUGAUCGGUUGAAGGAGUUGAGGAAGAGGGACCAGGCUUCUACUCUUGAGAGGAAACGAGAAGAGGCCCGCGUUAUGCAGGAGCGCAAGGAGAAGAAGUGGCAAAAGGAUCACGCAUAUGAUGACAUCUUUACGGAAGAGAACAUGGAGGCCACGAGCAACCAGAACCGCGACGAGAACUGGGAAGACGACUUCAUGUAG
Colletotrichum tamarilloi is the source of this 675-nucleotide messenger RNA. RefSeq lists its product as uncharacterized. NCBI's taxonomy places the organism in Eukaryota, Fungi, Ascomycota, Sordariomycetes, Glomerellales, Glomerellaceae. The record is from RefSeq and is a predicted model, not a curated record. The transcript has 5 exons. The coding region runs from base 1 to 675 and encodes 224 amino acids.